Messenger RNA from Panicum virgatum (switchgrass), 2151 nucleotides. Its product is annotated as zinc finger BED domain-containing protein RICESLEEPER 2-like. The transcript has a single exon. Gene Ontology annotation, molecular function: DNA binding; protein dimerization activity. The record is from RefSeq and is a predicted model, not a curated record. The coding region runs from base 1 to 2151 and encodes 716 amino acids. NCBI's taxonomy places the organism in Eukaryota, Viridiplantae, Streptophyta, Magnoliopsida, Poales, Poaceae.
AUGGACGACAUCGACGAGGCCGUGUACCCUGCAACCAUCAACGAAGAUCUGGUUGACUAUGGUCACGUGCCCGACGACGUCGACGACGCGGGUGGCGCUGAUGCUGCUGCCUUCCUCGGGCUUGGCAACGUCACUGAGGCUGCCGCGGCCCCUGUGCCGCCGGUAAGUGAGUCUCAGUCCUGUGGAUCUAAGCGUCGAUCUCCUGUCUGGGAUAAUUUUGAUGAAAUCUUGGAUGAUAAACGCGUGCGUAUUGCUGCUGUUUGCAAGUUUUGUCGCCAUAGAUUGUCUGCUAAAUCUGCUGCUGGCACUGGUCAUCUGCUUAGGCAUCAAAAUGCAUGUAAAAAGAAAGCUGAUCAUGCUAAAAUGGUUCAAACUAGGCUUGCUAUGAACCCUGAUGGAUCAUAUAGGAACUGGGAAUACACACCUGAUGUUGCUAGGGUUGAAUUAUGCAAAUUGAUUGCUAGGCUUGAUCUGCCUUUAUCUGUUGCUGAUAAUGAUGCUUGGGAUGAUUACAUUCAACGUGCUCAUAACCCUAGACAUGUUAGAGUGUCUAGGUUUUCAACUAGUAGAGAUCUGGAGAAGCUUUUCAUUGACACUAUUAAUAACUUAAAACAUAUUGUCUUUCCUGGUGUCAAUUCUAUUUGUUUGACCUCUGAUAUCUGGUCUGGUAAUGCAAAGGAGGAUUACAUCACUGUUGUAGCUCAUUUUAUCAAUUCUGAUUGGCAACUUAAGAAACAUGUGAUUGGUUUUAGAUUGAUUGAAGAGGCUCAUACUGGUACAAACAUUGCUGAACGUAUCUCUGAUGUGGUUGAGGCAUUCGGAAUGACUGAUAAGAUCUUUGCUGUUUCCUUAGAUAAUGCUUCUUCUAAUAAUAAUGCUAUGCAAAUUUUGGCUCCAAUCUUUUUUGGUUACUUGGGUGUUGAUACUGAUCCUGAUAAUCCAUCUAAGAAAACCUACUAUGUUGUGCAUCAGAGGUGUGCUUGCCAUGUUAUUAAUCUCAUUGUGAAGUCUGGUUUGAAAAGGCUGAAACCUUAUAUAGAGAUCUUUAGAACUGCAAUUAGUUAUUUGAAUGCAUCUAAUAAAAGAAUUGCUGAGUUUAAAGACUACUGUUUGCUUAAGGGUGUUAGACCUCGUAAAUUUGGUUUGGAUAUGGAUGUUAGAUGGAAUUCAACCUAUCUCAUGCUUAAGCACCUGAUUCCAUAUAAGAAUGUAUUUUCUGUGUUCAUCAAUGGUAAUAUUGGCUAUGCUGCUUUGAAUGGUGAGCACUGGUAUGUUGCUGAAAAGGUUUGUGAAUUCCUUGAGUUGUUUUAUGAAUCAACUAUUGCUCUAUCUGGAGUGUAUUAUCCCACAAGUCCUUUGGUUCUGCAUCAUAUAAUUGAAAUUGCUACUCAUUUCCAUGAAUGUCGGGGUGAUUCAAAACUUGAAACUGUUAUAGGCCCUAUGAGAAUGAAGUUUGAGAAGUACUGGAAAAAAAUUCCCAUGUUAUAUUCAUUUGCAUUUAUUCUUGACCCUAGAGCUAAAUUGAGAGGUUUGCAUAUGGCUCUUGAUUUGCUUGCUAAGUCUACUUCCUACAAUUACAAUCUGUAUGCUAAUGAAGUUAAGCAUGAGUUGUUCAAGCUGUAUAACAAGUAUGAAAACAAGUUUGCUGCAGCAAGGCCAGCAAGGACAGCCCAUCCAUCAGGUUUGACAGGUAAAAGGAAGCAGGCUUGGGGUAAGAUCUUUGGAGGGCCAGGAGGAUCUGGUACCUCUGGUCCUUCUAGUAACAUUCCUAUUGCUGGUACAUGUGAGCUCACUGCCUAUCUUGACAGUGACAAUGUUGUGGCAUAUGAUGAUUCAUUUGAUAUCCUUAAUUGGUGGCAUGAUCAUAAACUAACCUAUCCAGUUCUCUCUAUCAUGGCUAAGGAUAUUAUGUCGGUUCCUGUCUCAACUACUUCUUCAGAGUCUUGUUUCAGUCAGUCUGGCAGGAUUCUAGAGGAUCGGCGCAGAAGGUUGAACCCGGAGACUGUGGAGCAGCUGAUCAUCAUCAAGGACUGGGAGCUGGCUGCGAGGAGAGCACAACACUCUGUGGAGGACUUGGAGCUGGAGGAGAAGUUCAAGAACCUAUGGCUUGAUGAGGACAAUGCUGGUGCUGCUGCUGGGGAUGAGAGUUAG